CGGGUUCGUGGUCAAUCGAAAAUAUUAUCGUCGAGUAAUCGUUUCGCGGGAUUCGUCGUCUUCUUCCUGGUGCUCUCGAUUGCGACGUUAAUUACAACGCGUCUAAUUAUAAAACUCAACGGGUCAGUACAAUGCGCUGCGUUAACCCGACGGCCUGACCUCUGGAUAAUGCAACAGUACCGCGGCCCGCGGUACAGUUCCAACGCCGUAACGAGCGCCGAGGAAAUAUUUCGUUUCGUCGUUACCGUUCUUAUCGUUUUCCCGGCGUCGGACCAACCGACUUGCCGUUGUCUCGUUUCCCUCGGCCCUCGUCGUCCGAACGCACUGACACGCGGACGGUUUGCCAAACUGUUUAGACGUGUUAACACGAGUGUUGUUGACAUUUUGUUGAUAACGCCAGAAGAAGUGUGCAUGGUGUAAUUACUCGAUGGGAAUUAGACGACGUUCGUCGAUCUGCUGAUGAGACGUUUUUAAGUACUUAUUUUUUGAUGGGUUCUUUCGAUUUUUAACCUGUUAAAAAUACAGUUUUUACUAUCAACGGUCGUUUCGUCGAACCGUACUUGAACGCCACGAUACACAGUUACUUGAUAAAAAAAUGAGUGGUUUUAAAACAUUAAUUGAAGGAUCUCGUGCUUCUAAUAGUUUACCAACUGGAGUAAAUUUGAAUUUCUAUAAUAGUUACCCUAAAUUCAGAAAAGUUAUUUCAACACGUCAAAAUCACGUUCUCAAACUAAUAUCUGCGUUGUUGAAAAAUCAAAAGAUUCAUGGAAAUAUUCGUGGUCGAGAUACUGAUCAUCAGUUUGAACUUAUUGAAGAAGGAAAUGAUACAAUAUUGGAUCGUGUAACUUACAAUAUUGAUGUGUUGAAUGGUUCUUCUAAAAAUGUUGGUGUGUCUGUUAUACCUAAAGCUGUUGUGUCAGAGUCUAAUGAUAAAUCACAAAAUCAGAAAAAGAUUUUAGUUCAUGGACGUAAUGUAGAAAGACCACAAAUCAAAUUUAAGAUAAAAGUGGACAAUAGACCAGUUCCAUUUAAACCUCUUCUUAAUUGUAAACCAAAUAGUAAAAUACCAUUAGAUUUGUGUCUAGAAACAAAUGAAGAUGGAACCUUGUUUUAUAAGCAUCCAUACCAUUUUGAAUUGGAUGAGUUUAAAGUACCAGCAGAACAUUUAAAAGUAUCAAUAGUUAAAAAACCUACUUCAUUAGAAGAGACAAAAUUUGUAGAAGUAUAUACAGAGGAACAAUUUAAUUUAAUGGUUUCUGAAUUAAGAAUUGUUCAUGAAUUAGCUAUUGAUUUAGAGGCACACAGUUAUCGUACGUACCAAGGUUUUACUUGCUUAAUGCAAGUGUCCACUCGAAAUGCAGACUACAUCAUAGAUACAUUAGAACUUAGGGACAAAAUGCAAGUUCUCAAUGAAAUAUUCACAGAUCCUGCUGUAGUUAAAGUAUUUCAUGGAGCAGAUAGUGAUAUUCUUUGGCUACAAAGAGAUUUAGGUCUUUAUAUCGUCAACAUGUUUGAUACUCAUCAAGCUGCCAAAAUACUAAAUUUUUCUCGAAAAGGAUUAGAUUUUUUAUUAAAACAUUAUUGCAAUGUUGAUGCUAAUAAAGCAUUUCAAUUAUAUGAUUGGAGAACAAGACCAUUAUCACCUGAAGCCAUAUAUUAUGCCAGGAGUGAUACACACUAUUUGCUUUAUGUAUAUGAUAUGAUGAAAAAAGAUCUUCUGGCAAUGUCUACUAAACAAUGCAAUUAUAUUGAAUUAGUAUUUCAACGUAGCGUUGAAUUGUGCAAAUUGAGGUAUGAAGUAAAUAUAUUGCAUGAUCAAAGUCAUAUGAGUAUGUAUAAACGAAGUAAAAAGAUGUUUGACAUUCAACAAAUGUAUGCACUCAAAAGCAUUUUUGCAUGGAGAGAUAAGUUAGCAAGAGAAUUAGAUGAAAGCCCUGGGUACAUUCUUCCAAAUCAUAUGUUACUUAAAAUAUCAGAAAUGUUACCAAAAGAAUCUUCUGGUAUACUGACUUGUUGUUCACCAAUACCUCCAUUAGUCCGUCAGUGUUUACACGAAAUCCAUCAUAUUGUCAAGCAAGCAAGAGAACAAUCUUUUGAAAAUACUGAAAACUAUAGUGAAAACAAUAGCUUCAUGCAAGAUGCCAAACAUAUAGACAUUGACCUGAUUAGUCUACACGAUUAUUCUAAAUCUAAACAGAAAGUGGAAGAAUUUUUACCAACUUUGUUGGGUAAUUUAAAUAAGUUUAAUGAAAAACUUGAUUUUAUAUACUCAAAACCACAAGAAAUUACGAUUUUUCAGGAUGUUAAAAAAUCAGUAAAAUGUAUUGGUCUUACAAAUAUUGUGUACAAACAACCAUAUGAACUUUAUUUAAAAACCAUAGAAUAUAAAAAUAUUCUAAAAAAAUCAGCGGAGAAAAAAGAAGAAAAUAUUGACAGUAAGGAAUCAUUAAAUACUAGUAAACCAAUGGAAUGUCUAGACAAGCUUUAUCUAAAAAAUCAAAUUAAAGAAAUCAAAAUUGAAACUGAUAUUGAGCCAUCUAAUAUGAAACAAGAGGUUCAAAUGACUCUUAUAAAAAAAGAAAAAAUUGAUGAUCAGUUAUCAAGUGCUGCAAGUUCAUCGACACAAAAACCUGCAAAUAAUUCAAGCAAAAAUAAUAACUUUAAGCCUCAUAAUUAUGAAAACACUGAUUUUUCAAUCUACCACAAUCAAUCAAAAGAUGUUUUAUAUAUAGCCAAAAGACUGCAAAAGAAAAAUAACAAAUCAAAAAAAAGAAGCAAACCAAAACGAUUACAAAAAACUGUAUAAAAUCAGAUACAUAAUGAAAAAAAAAAUACUAUCUAUUCUAAAAUAUUAAGUACAGCAAUUAUU
Molecule: messenger RNA, 2869 nt
Organism: Sipha flava (yellow sugarcane aphid)
Lineage: Eukaryota; Metazoa; Arthropoda; Insecta; Hemiptera; Aphididae
Gene: Rrp6
Product: exosome component 10
Exons: 14
Coding region: 596-2806 (736 amino acids)
Biological process (GO): nuclear polyadenylation-dependent snRNA catabolic process; nuclear polyadenylation-dependent antisense transcript catabolic process; poly(A)-dependent snoRNA 3'-end processing
Cellular component (GO): nuclear exosome (RNase complex); nucleolus
Molecular function (GO): 3'-5'-RNA exonuclease activity; nucleotide binding; nucleic acid binding
Source: RefSeq, a predicted model, not a curated record